Messenger RNA from Octopus sinensis (East Asian common octopus), 3518 nucleotides. RefSeq names its product tRNA methyltransferase 10 homolog B. Bases 218 to 1075 code for a protein of 285 amino acids. Gene Ontology annotation, cellular component: nucleoplasm; nucleus. The transcript is spliced from 8 exons. Gene Ontology annotation, biological process: tRNA N1-guanine methylation. The record is from RefSeq and is a predicted model, not a curated record. Gene Ontology annotation, molecular function: tRNA binding. NCBI's taxonomy places the organism in Eukaryota, Metazoa, Mollusca, Cephalopoda, Octopoda, Octopodidae.
UGUUGUUAAAUGUAGAUAAUCGUGGCAUAAUUUCUUUUUUUUUUAAAAAAAAAAAGGACAAAAGGGAAUGUAUAAAAGCACCCUGGUGUACACGAAAUACCGAAACGAAACCAUUGUUUACAAAUUGCAUCUUAUUGAAAUUUCUCCCGGCUCAUAUACUUCAUUACUUCUUAUAAUUAAUGGGGUUUUAAUCACUAACUCUCCGUAAAAUACCAGAAUGGAGGAGUUUCCAGAUGAGCUUCCGUCCCUUUAUGAUUCCGAUAAUGAAACAUCUUCAACUAAACAUAAAAUGAAAAAAGAGAAAAGAGAAGCUUAUUGGAUAAAGACAAAAGAGAGCAAACGACAGACACGUAAAAUUAAAAAACAAGAAAAAAAACAAAGGGCCAAAAACAGAAUUCCAGAUACACAUUCCAAAGAAAAUGGUAUGUUAAAUAAAAGAGAUCAUAAACGCUUUCUACACGAGAAGGGCCUGCAAGCACUGAAGUCAGGGUUAAAGAUCUGCAUUGACUUAAGUUUUGAAGAGAAAAUGUCUGAAAAGGAAAUUUCAAGGUUAGCACAGCAAUUGGGAAGGAUCUAUGGCUAUAACAAGAAGACAGAGAAGCCAUUGCAUAUAUUUUUGACAAGCAUUGACCAAAGUGGUUUCUUCUUUAAAGAAUGUACCCGCAUCAACCAAGGAUUUCAGAAUUAUUUGUGGGAUGUCUGCGAUGAAUCAUACACAGAACUGUUUCCAAAAGAAGACAUAGUUUAUCUCUCACCAGAUUCAGAGAACGUCUUAUUCACAAUAGACCCCGAGAAAGUGUACAUCAUUGGUGGCCUUGUCGAUGAAAGUAUACAGAAGAAAAUGACGUACUACAAAGCUCUACAGAGUGGAAUACAAACUGCCCGUCUCCCUAUUGAUGUAUUUAUGAUGAAUGGUGACAGGAAGGGCAACUACUGUCGAAUCUUAACGGUCAAUCAAGUACUUGCUGUGAUUUCUGAAUUUCUGAGAACUGAAGAUUGGAGACAGGCUCUAUCUAGCGAGGUCCCUAAAAGGAAAGGUCUAGUGUUGAAACCCCUUGAAAAUGUGAGCUCCUGAGUACAGUGCAACCGAGUACAGUGAAGUAAAACAAGAACAUGGACAUUAGCAGAAAGAAGUUUUGGUUUAUUCUUCAUUCUCUUUCAUUGACAUCAUCAUCAUCAUCAUCAUCAUCAUCAUCGUCAUUGUCAUCAUCAUCAUCAUCAUUUUCAACAUGUCUCUAUGUGUGCUGCAACAGCAGUAGCAUCACCAACAACUUCUGUGAAACUUAUUGAUAAACCAAACACCCAAACACAUGCACACACGCACACGUUUGUAUGUGUCUGGUGUUUCAGUUUGUGAUAAGACAUCGGCAGGUCACACUAGGUGAGAGCUAUACCAAGAGUUAAAUGGCUGACUCACCCAUGAAGCAAAAGUACUGCUCUAUCACAUAGCUGUAAAGUAUGUGGGUUGACUGAUAUAAAUCGUCCCUCAGUUUCAUCAAUGACAAACCUAGCACAAGACUAAGCAGAUACAUUAUUAAAAGCCUUCCAGCUAUGACCAUCACUUAUAUUUCAGCUACAAUGUACAUAGGAUUACAUUAUGAAAUGUACUUUUCUGCUUUUAAGACUACAAGGUGUCAUUUGAAGGAAAGAUUUGGUUGCUCUUUCUAGUUGAGCAAGUGACUGCACAGAUCAAUGGCCCCUCACCUUUUCCAUGCUGCACACUCCUAAGAAAUGUUUGAUUAAUUUUCAAUAACUAAUUUAUUUUUUAAAAAUUCAACCACAUCCAGUCACACGUAUCAAAGAAUUGGACUCCAUAUAAAAAAGAUUUUAACUCAGUUAAUUAAAUCUAAAUUGGAUAAUUAGGUCAAAACUGUAAACAUUGAAACUAAUUACAAUAGGGAAUAUAAAAUAAUUUAACGACUUGAUUCUGCUUCUCAUUUAAGACUUUAUUAAAAUGUGGAAGAUGGCAGGAAGAAUCUGUUUAAUCUCACUUCAAUCAGAUGACUACCACUGCCAUCUGCAAGAAAGACCUUUACAUCCUGCUAGCUCUUAUCUGGAAUGUCCCUUCUUUGACACCUGUCAGUACAAAGAUUCCAUGUUGGACAACACUCCUGCACACUAGCCAACUCUUCUAUCUGCAACAUGAGCAAGGAUCUGUGUGCAUAUGUGGUCAACUUGUUAUGGUGUUCCGAGUGCAGUAUUUAUUAUAUCAGUUGUAUGAUGUGGUUGAAGAAACCCUUGACAACACAUGCAUCUUCCUUUUGCAAACAUUCUGAAAUGCAGUAACACCACCACCACCAGUGACAAAUAAUUCCUUAUUGGUUGCAGAGAGAAAUGUUGGACUUCUCUGGAUCAAGGACUCCUUUAUAAUCCACUAACUUAACUCGAAGAUCAACAAUUUGUUGAUGUUGAGUUGGUGGCUUUUUUAAGCUGCUCACCAUCAUCAAAUUCUCUGCUGCCAUGACCAAUAUAAUCACCACUACGACAGUGACUAUUGCCAUCACCUUCCAACACCUUACCACUGACUAUUACUUCUUCCAUUACAACUAUUAGUGUCAAUGUAGGUAGCUGUCUUCACCAAGACUGCUGCCAGCCAAUAGCUAGCCAUCCGUUGCCAUUCUCACAAUGAUCUCUGUGACCACUGCCAAUACCAUUUUGGAGAAUGGCUUCCACUACAAUAAUCCCUCAUUGCUGUCAUCACCACUUAAACAGACAUUGCAGAGUCACUGUCUACAUAACAAUCAACAUAGCUGGAUUUGUAGGGACUCACAUUGUUUCACUCUGUUUAUUUCUGAUGAUGAACCUUUGUGCCUGAAAUAUAAAGGUUAUUAAACUUUCCUCUUUUACAUUGUAAGAAGCUUCCCAUCUUCAUUAUUUUCUUAUUUUAUCCUAAAAAAUAAAUAGGAAAGAACAUUGAUCCAAGGUAUUUGUUCCUAAAAGAAAGACAGAAAAAUCCCUUAUCAUCUAUGUAUUUCUUCUUCAGACUUUUAGUGACCAGGGAAACCAUAUUUGGUUGCUGUACAUAAAUACAGUUAUGCUGUGGCCACUUCAACCGAUUAGAGCUGGCUGCAGAAGGAUAAAUGUGGCAGCUUCCGCCCAGCAGUGUUGCGUGCCAUUUUCAGUUUAGUCAGUAGAAGGGCGCAGGAUGACCAACACAGAACUAGUUUCCUAGUUUCUCACUUCAACUUAGUGUCGCAGACACCUUUACAGUCCAGUUCCUCCAACGCAAUUGCUACCAUGAAUAAUUCUUUCUCAUCUCAGCUAGCACAGACCAACUUACCACUGCUAUCUUAUCCCUGCUUAUGACUUCUCAUUUCAUACCUAGUAAAUUAUUUCGGCUUCCCUGACUCACACACAUAUACAUACAUACGUAUCCUAUACAUAUGUCUACUACCAGCACAUACAUAUCCUACAUACACAUACAGGCCUCAACUCUCACUACUUGUCUGCUGUUGGUCACUUCUCAUUGUUACUACUUGCCAGCACUCAUUGGAUUAAAUAAAUUUUAAUGUUAUAUA